Fonsecaea erecta is the source of this 558-nucleotide messenger RNA. RefSeq lists its product as hypothetical. Lineage: Eukaryota; Fungi; Ascomycota; Eurotiomycetes; Chaetothyriales; Herpotrichiellaceae. The transcript has 2 exons. The record is from RefSeq and is a predicted model, not a curated record. The coding region runs from base 1 to 558 and encodes 185 amino acids.
AUGUCGGAUCCGUUUUGGUACACGUUUCCCUCUCCGUUGGAAGGGUACGAGGGUCUCCCACCUCUCCCGGACGAAUUGAAUGAGGAUGGCAAGUCCUUCAAGAACCCCCAAACGGGUUCGCUGAGCGAGAGCUACCAGAAAUUCACCUCUGGCGUGACCAAUGGCCGACGAGGGGGUUUUGAUAUCCACAUCUACUACCACGCGAACAACGACGAGCAGAAGGAGUAUGCCCGUGCGCUCUGGGAGAGGAUUCGAAGGGAGUUUCCGGAGUUGAGGAUCUAUCGUUUCUGGGAUCGUCCGGUCGGGCCGCAUAUCAUGGCAAUGUUUGAAGUGAACGUCUUCACACCGGCGCAAUUUGGAGCGUUCAUCCCGUGGCUGGUCAUCAAUCGAGGGCCAUUGUCUGCUCUGGUGCAUCCCAAUCAUGAAGAUGGUGAUGAAGUGAGGGACCAUAGUCAAAGAGCCACAUGGCUAGGAGAGCGUGUGCCGCUGGAUUUGAGCCUGUUGAACAAGUUCAAGGGCAAACGAACGAGUGAGCGACCGAAUGGCAAAACAGAGUAG